AAUGUGGUGAUGAUCAAAGCAGCUUCACUACCAAGUAAUAUAUAUUUGAUCAAAUUUAAUAUCAACCUAACCCUAACUACUUGGGGAUUUUAUUUUAUUUAUUUAUUUUUUUUUAAAGAGAGAGAGACGUGAGUGCUAGGUUUACACUUCUUGCAGUAAUGUUACUGCACAACAUGCACCUUUGAUAGUCAGAACUCUCUCGUACUCUUCAGAAGUCCAUUUUGAAUGCAACAUACCCCUAGGGAUUAAGGCUAGGUUAUGUGUGUGUAGCAGGGUGCAUGAGGAGGAUAGGAUUAAAGACUGAUGAAUAGAAAUAGAGGAGAGAGGGGUGAGGGAGCGCUCUGGGCAGAUUAGAGUAUAAAGACCAGGAGACACAACAAGCUGGCUGUCUGUUCGUAACACUGAGCAGGUGAGCAGGAGAUCAGGCGUGUUGGCGUUUCUGUAGUACGAACAUGUUGGGACAGACUUUUCCAUGAUACAGACCAGGACUAGCUGCAUAUUAGAGGUUUAUGUCGGGCUGUUUGUUUAUUUAUUUCCCAAUCCCUGGUUCUCUCAAUGGUCCCGACUAAUCCCACCCACUUCAGUAAAGGGUUUGAUCAGUCCUGCCCGCUACUUCCGAAUUUUUAACCAAUCCCAUCCAAACCUACAGAAAAUUUGACCAAUCCUGUCCACUGAUUUAACCCCUCCCACUCCUGCAGAAAGUUUGGUUUAUGUGGGACUGUUGUGUAUUUUUUUUUUUUUUUACAUUUUAUUUUAUAUUGUUAAUCCUAAUCUCUGCUACGUUCUCCCGCCCACUCCUGCAGAAGCUUUGAUCAGUCCCCUGCUCACACAUUAAUUAUUGUAUGCACCUACCUGGGUUGAUUUAUUCGUCAAAACACUUUUAAAACCAAUAUGACCCAUGAUCAUGUAUGUUGUUUUUUUUUUUACUUUAUAGUCUUUAUACCAUGACGGUUAUCUGUUUGAUCUGCAUUUUUCAGAGGAUGACUAAAAAACAAAAAAUGAUCGCGUUACCAUUUUGUUAUGGGUAGGGUUGGGUUUGUAUAGAUGGUGUGUAUAUAGAUACCUUUUGGAGAGCAGGCUAUCAGAGAAGGAGUGGGCGGAGAGAGCGAGAGGUAGUCAGACAGACAGACAGGCAGCUACAUGUCUCAGCUCAGCUAUGCGGGCAACUUUGUGGCCAGAGCCUCACGUGACCUCCCAACUCCAGUACUGCAGGAUUGCGCUCUCGGAGCGACUGCCCCGUCUGCUGUCCUGCUCGCCGAUUCAUCUAUUUGCCUAGAGGAUGAGGGAAUAAACAACAUGGAUGCACUCAACUGGACAUCCAACAUCACGCAUACAAAUGGCCAAACAAACACCAGCCGCUUUGCCAACUGGGUCACUUUUGAUGAUGAUGUUGAUGAUGAUGAUAAUGAUAACGAUGAUGACGAUGAUAAUUACGUGGAGGAGCAAGCCUACCAGCAUGCGGCCAAACCAUCCAACGUUAGGAUUGGUAACCUGAACAAUUUACGUUUACAGGACCCCAAUAGCAACUUGAUUGUGUCCUCCAUCCAAAACCAGAGUACGGAGAGGCACAUUCUGGAUUUAACCCCAGAUGGAACGGAUGCUGUGUUUGUCUUGGAAAGCAAGCUGUUAAACAGCAGCACUCCUUACUCCAAGAAGAAUCCCUUUCUGCACGAGGAUUUUUCAAACGUCCAGCCCUCUCCUAUUAACCCUUUCAGUGCCUAUUUCAAUAAGACUGCACUGACGUCAUCGGACAGCCGUGAAACCCAGGGGACACCUCCCGCCUUCUCGUUCGAUUCUCCUCUCCCUAAUCCUGACCCCCAAAGGGAUUCCUUCUUUUUCUUUUCCACUGCAGGGAAUUUAGAUCACGGGAGUGGGACUGGUCCCACAGGUUUCCCUUGCGAUGGCCUGGAUCAGUUCAAAAACAUGCAGAUCUCUGAUCCUGACCAGGAACCUUCUCUACCAGAUGACUCUCUGGACCAAGGGGACGACGCGGACGUCCCAUAUGAACCGGCUCACGUGGCUCCUCAAGACGGCUGGCCCAUGCUCCUGCGCAUUCCCGAGAAGAAGAACAUCAUGUCUUCUCGGCACUGGGGGCCGAUCUACGUGAGACUGAGCGACGCUGGUAAGCUGAGGCUCUACUAUGAGAAAGGCCUGGAGAAACACUUUAAGGAGUUUCAGCUCGGUGUCCAGCUCGAGAUCUCCGAACACAAAAUGCAACACUAUGAGGAGAACAGCCGUGUCCAUACUCUCAGCUUGGACCAAGUGGUAUACAAGGAGAAGCGCAAGAUCCAGCCAAAAGUCACCGUGGUUCACCUGCCUGUAAAGGAGCAACUGGUAAAGCUUGGGACCACGGACUACGGGGAUUUUCUAAGCUUCAGGUAUGCUUUGCAGGAAAAGCUGGCGGUGUUGUCUGCAGACGCGGAUGCCAUCAACUCCCCCGUGCCUUACUCCGAAGAGGAGAUCCAGGUCGAAGUUGUAGAUAGCUUUUACGGGGUCCUAUCAAAAGGAGACAACCGUAUCCUCCGACAGCUGGUAACGACGCGGGUUUCCGUGCUUGCCUUCUUAACGGGCUCACCCCCCUGCUGCAUAGGCCUCAACGAUGUCCAGGUGAAAGGUAAAGAGGUGGUGUCCCGGCAUGACAUCAUCCCCAACACUACCACACGCUGGAUCCGUCUACGCGACUGUCGACUGCACGGGUGCGCAGACGAACCAGAGUUUACACGGUCCAGGACGAUCUCCUUCGAGCCCCCAUCAGGACGGAGAUUUGAGCUUCUGCGUUUCCGGACAGCGUACGCAGAGAAGACUCUGCCCUUCACCCUGAGAACGGUCGUCAAUGUUCGAGGUGCGGAGGUGGAGCUACAGUCCUGGCUAGUGAUGUCGACAGGCUUCUCAGCCAGUAGAGACCCUCUGACGCUGAUACCAUGUGAAAACGUUGUUAUCCGUUACCCCAUACCCGAUACGUGGGCAAAGAACUUCCGCAGGGAGAGCGUGACGGGAGAAAAGUCCCUGAAGGCACGCUUUAAUAAAGGAGCCAGCUUUGGUUCCGCUAGCACCUCGGGGUCAGAACCAGCUAUGCGGGUUACUCUGGGCACGGCGAAGUACGAGCAAGCCUUCCGAGCCGUGGUGUGGAGAAUCAGCCGCCUGCCAGACAAAAACUCAGUGUUGGGUCACCCUCACACCUUCUUCUGCCGUUUGGAGCUGGGCUCUGACUGGGAGGUGCCAAACAAGUUCCAGGAUGUGUUGGAGGUGGAGUUCGACAUGCCUGCUGCUUCAGCCUCGAAGACCAGCGUCCGUUCGCUGUCUGUCCGAGACAGGGCCGAGCUGAAGAAGUGGAUCACUUACAAAGCGCAUUACUCCUACCAGGUGGAGAUGGAGCAGAAGAACGAGGGAACCGAGGGGCAGGCAGGGCGGUGCAUUCAGCAGUGAUGAGGGACAGCUUCUUCAUGGUGGUUUUUUUUUUCUUGGGGGGGUAAAAAGUUGCACUUUGAAUGACUGGAAACACUGAUGUUAAAAUAAAAAGGACGGCACGGGAUGACGUGAAAUGAGUAAGAACAUUUGUACAAUCAAGCCUUAUAUUCAGGACAACACAGUUUAUUCACAGUACUGUACAAAACUCUUGGCACUGUCCCUAUAUAGUUUUCAAGCCCAAUACUGUAGCAGGUUCUCCAUGAAGCCUGGCUCAACCUUCUAGACAAUUGUACAAUAUACAAAAAAAAUUUCACAAUGAACAAAUCAUAAUUUACUGCUUUAAUAUAUUUAAUUAACACUUGGAAAGGCUUUGUUUUAACUUUACAGGAUUUCUGCCAUCACAUUACCUUAAGGCUCCCUUAGCUGACACUGAAUGUGUUAUUCCUUAUCCAAUCAGUACACGGACAACAAUAAUCCGAUUGAAGUGCGUUACAGACAUGUACUUACCUACUAUAUAGUAGGUUGGGACGCAGCCCACGGCUUCCAGCAGUCAUCUAUUUACACAUAUCAUGACAAAUAAUUAAGUGCACUUGAAGCGCUCGUAAAGUUAAAAACGAGACACCCAAAACUGCACGUCGGUCAACAUGAGCUAUUAAUCGUUCUUCAACAUGCAACUCCUGUAAACGUACUCACCAUGUUACAGCUUUACCAGAGACUCCUUCCGGAAACGGCGAUUAAACAUGUCUUUAAAUCCAUUUACGUGUGAAUUAACCGACCUUCGAUGCGUCUAAAAUAUGUUUACGUAACUUAAAUUAAAUUUAUAGCACGAUCCGAAACGUGUUCCAAGUAAGGCUGGGCCAUACAACAAAAAGAUAUAAAUUAUGUACACAAUACUAAAAAAAAAUAAAUAAAUAUUGUGACCGUCGCCCCGUACCCGAGUGCGCUGCACAGUUUGUAAUCGUUUAGGGAAAAGGUGUUAAAGGUAAUUUAAUAAAUAAAUAUCUACUAAUUUCCACAAUGUUACAGAGACGCAUAUUGAUAUUGUUUCACGGGGGAACGUUAAUGUAAAGUGUUUCCUUACAUGCACCUCAGAUGUUUGUACAGUACUGUAUGAAUUACAGAAGAAAAAGGGAAAGAAAAAAAAAACACUAAUCCCAGUACUCACCAGUAAUGGCGCUGAUGGUUGUAUCCCAGUUUGUAGAUUACAAUACAAAGAUUCUUUGACCUUCAGCGAGGAAAUGGAGGAACUCGACUGGGGUCUGUGAGGGAGGAAAUCUAGUUAAACUUGAAUUCCAUCCCAGAUUGAGGUCAUAAUCACUAUUAGUACAGCACGUCAUUCGUUAAUAAUUUUUUUUUUUUUUUAAACAGACAAACAAACAAUGUAAUUGUUUAGAGUUGAGGGAAGGGAACGGUGGCUCCGUCUCCGAUUAUCCCCUUACAACAGCACGACGCACAGCAUUUCAUCUCAUACACGUUUAUGUUAAGCACGCAGCGUACGGCUUAAAUAAAUCCCCCCAAAGUUACUUUCAUUUCAGGACAGUUAUAAUGAAUGACUUAACGAAAUGAAAUCUUUUGUAUCCUGCAACAAGACAACCGGCCACAACAAAGCACAUAGUCUCUAAUAUCCUCCCUCAGACUAUUUUUAUUUAUUUAUUUUUAAAAAAACCCUCACACACCGGAUGCUUCCUUCAGAUCACCGCGAGUACGCAAACUUUUGCACGCAGGUGUAACGCGUGUGUGUAGAUUUGUAGAUUAGUACAAUAACGCAGAAGUCGGUACGAACGUCAUUUCUGAAAACACUGUUUGCAUUAAACACACGCGCGCGCGCGCACACACGAGAUAUUUGACUGAUCUCUUUUUUUACCCCGACGCUGAAAAGCGACAUUGAGAAAUUCAGGUCGAGCGGAUGGGGUCUUGCUGCGGCGUCGCUUUGUUGCGAGGUCAGUGCUGAUAACGGGGAGAAAAUCUACUGUAUUGUUUUAGUGUUAUAUUUGUGUCGAUGGUGCAAGUGUAUAAUGUUAAUUUUUUUUUUUUACUAACAGAACUAAAACAUUUUCAAGAUCUCUGGGAGUAUUGCACUAUUCGACGUUAUUAUUUUUUAAAUAUUAGUAGACAGUGUUGGCAGUGACGUGAGGUUUUUACAAAAAAUAAUAA
Molecule: messenger RNA, 5562 nt
Organism: Ictalurus punctatus (channel catfish)
Lineage: Eukaryota; Metazoa; Chordata; Actinopteri; Siluriformes; Ictaluridae
Gene: ston2
Product: stonin 2
Exons: 4
Coding region: 1141-3426 (761 amino acids)
Biological process (GO): regulation of endocytosis; synaptic vesicle endocytosis; clathrin-dependent endocytosis
Cellular component (GO): AP-2 adaptor complex; synaptic vesicle
Molecular function (GO): clathrin-cargo adaptor activity
Source: RefSeq, a predicted model, not a curated record